Messenger RNA from Aspergillus lentulus, 759 nucleotides. Lineage: Eukaryota; Fungi; Ascomycota; Eurotiomycetes; Eurotiales; Aspergillaceae. The record is from RefSeq and is a predicted model, not a curated record.
AUGUCGAAGUACGAUGCCGAUGAAACCUGCUGGUUGGAAGUUGGCUGGAGGAUCGCUGACAACGGAACCGAUACCGAAAAGUCUGUUACUGCUCCUCACAAUGGCAGGUCUGGUGUGAUCACCAAGCCUUUUGGAUACAUCAGUCAUUUGACUGCCCUCGAGACGCUUUACCUCCAAUAUUAUGUGGAACGAGGGUCCAAACUGUUGGUGAACUUGGAAAAUGAAGAGAAUCCAUUGCGAUCAUUGCUAAUUCCUCGAGCCCACUCCUCUCCCCUUCUAAUGAACGCUCUAUGCGCGCUGUCUGCCAUACAUCUCGCGAACCGUACAAGCGAUAGCUUGUACGCCCAAACUGCAGCAGCAGAUUAUUACAUUCAAACAAUGAGAGGCGUUCGGACCGCACUUACUGAGCGUUCCGCCGAUAAAUUUCCCGAGGACGCUCUUCUAUCGGUUGCUCUUCUUUGCAAAUUUGAGGUAGUACGUGGAAGCGUGAGGCAGUGGACGGUGCAUCUGCACGCAUUAGGAAAACUGAUACUAUCUCGCGGUGGAUUCGACUCCCUCAGUCAAGACACGGCUCAUUUUCUGCGGGGACUUUUUGUAUACGGGCAAAAUUUGGCAAAAUUGACGAACCCUAGACUGAUUACCGCGGCCUUGUCGGACCUAAAUCAUACAGAGAUUACCAGACUCGACAUAUACAUCGGCUACACUGAGAGAAUUAUCAAGCUGCUUGGAGAUUCAUACAAUCGACGAGUCGCUUCGUAA